UGUUUUACAUAAUACAUCCAAAAAAACCAAAAAAGUAGCAGUACACCAUCAUGACAAUCUAGAGCACCUCAAGUCAGUCUAGAGUACCCCACCAAAAUAGCCAAUCAUAAAGAAGCCCAUCCAAUCUGCAGCGCCAUUUCUUCUUCAAUAAAUAUGCCUUAAAGAUGGUGCUCUCUUUGGCCCUACUCUAAAAAUCCUUAAGUAGAGAAUAAGUAUUUACUUUUCUGGCUCACUCUUAUCAUCGUAGCAGAGUCAUCCUCAACCAAAAUAAAGUAAACUUUUAGAGCAUGUUGAGCAUAGCUAAUAUCGGUCCAAGCAGCUCUAAGUUUUGCCCAUAAGUAGGUGCCUCUUCAACCCGCUCUUUCCAUCCUAGUCUUAAUAUGCCACCACAAAAUAAACGACGGAUCUGAGAAACCGACUCGGCAAGCCUUUGUGUUGAGCCAUUGAACAAAGGGCACGUCGAUUGGCAUAAAGAAUUGGGUAAUCUAAUAGAGCAAAAGUGCCAAAGUUUUUGCGAGAGUUCAGCGGAAUGCCGUUGCCACUUGCCAUUGUCAUCCCAUAUAGUCCAUUCGUACUCCAUUUAAAACAAAAAAAAUAGAAAUUACGUGUCGCAGAAAACAGUUUGGUUAAUUUUGGUCUACAGAACCUAAAUUUUUAGCAAAUUACUGAGCUCAGUCUGCACUGAUUUCCCUUCUCCACUCGGCAUCGAGCACAAUCCUGCUGCACGGAGACAAGAAAGCGUCACGUGUUCUCCUGAGGCAUCACCCACCUGCUCUCCAAAAACCCAACUGGCCCAAGUGGUGGGGCCGUGCUUAUUCCUACCCACUUAUUUUUUAUCCUUUUUUUUUUGGAAACAAAUUUAGAAAAAAAAAAGGAGCGCAUUUAGUUUGCUUCGGCAUCUUGUCGUCAGGGCAAAGCCAAGCAGCCGGGCACUCCCGUUAUUACCGUCAAUUACCAUGCCUCGUUUCGUAAGUGCCCCCCGGAAAAGCCGUGAUUGAGUAAAGCCGUCUUUAAAGCCCCGUGGCCGGGGCGCGAGAAGAACAAAGGAUUGAUUCCCUUUGGCAGAUCGAAAUCCUUUCGGCCCAAUCUCGUUCCCCCAGAGAGGCGCUCGACGGAGGAGUGAUGAAGAGGCGUUCGAUCGACGGAUCCGAGGGCGGAGAUUCCCGGGUCGUUGUUGAAGAGGCGAACAAGAAGCAGAAGGGCGAAAAGGACGCAGAGGCGGCGUCGGCGGCGGAGGAGGUGGUGGUGGCGGAGCUGGGGGAGGACCUCGUGUUCGAGGUGCUCAAGCGGGCGGAUGCGAGGACGCUGGCUGCGGCGGCCUGCGUGUGCCGGCGGUGGCGGAGGCUGGCGGAAGACGAGCGGCUCUGGGAGGCGGUGUGCGUCCGGCACUGGGCCAACAUCGGGUGCGGCAACCAGCAGCUCCGGUCGGUGGUGCUCGCCCUCGGGGGCUUCCGCCGCCUCCACUCCCUCUACCUGCUCCCCCUCCUCCACCCCUCCCUCCGCCGCCCGGCCCCCCUCCCGACGCUCCCCCUCCCCGCGACCAGCGCCACCAUGCCCCCGCGUCGGCCCCACCUGCCGGCGCGGUGGGGGAAGGACGAGGUCCAGCUCUCCCUCUCCCUCCUCUCCAUCGGCUAUUUCGAGAGGAUGAACCCCAACUACAAGCGAGGCGGAGGCGGGUCUUGAUGAAGCCGGCGGCCGCGCCGCCGGAUCUCGUCGCCUCCUCCAUAUUUUUUUUCCUUUUUUGCCCCCCCCUUUUUUCCUCCUCUCCUAAUUUCUAAUUUUCGACCUUAUUGUUAUUUUUAUUUGCUGCUGCUGCUGCUGCUGCUGUUGUUGUGGUUUGCUUCAGAGAUUUGCUCACUCUGUUUCUAAUUAUAUGUAAAAUUUAUGGACUGAUGAAUAGAAUUUCUUCUACGUUAUCUUCCUGACUUCAUUUGGGCUUUCGGGAGAGGGCGGAAAGGUGGACUCUUUUGAGGAGGGGAAGAUGAAUUAUUGAGGAGGGGAGCAGAAGAGGACAAAGGGAAAGUGGGAGUUGAUGCCGAGUUAAAGGCGGGCCUGCCCACUUUUUUUUUAAUUGGAUAGUUUAAUGGUUUGUUGAUUGGCUUCCAUCGCCACCUUUGGAUUUUUGCGGUUGUGAGGACAAGGAGCGGAAAGGAAGGACAAGGAGGUAGGGGCCUGUUGACUCCUUGUGUUUUUGGCCACUUUUGGGAGGGAGCUAGUGCCGUUGUGCAAUUAUCAGCUUGGACUGUUUGGAGAAACUCGCUUGGAUUUUCUCCCAGUAUCUAGUGUUGGAUUAUCUC
Messenger RNA from Phoenix dactylifera (date palm), 2297 nucleotides. The record is from RefSeq and is a predicted model, not a curated record. Lineage: Eukaryota; Viridiplantae; Streptophyta; Magnoliopsida; Arecales; Arecaceae.